Messenger RNA from Cylicostephanus goldi, 435 nucleotides. Lineage: Eukaryota; Metazoa; Nematoda; Chromadorea; Rhabditida; Strongylidae. The record is from the annotation of a GenBank genome assembly.
UUGCAGGCAGCUCGACUCCAUACUCGACUAUACAUUGCUCGAACUUUCUAUGAAAAAGUCCAAACGAUAGUUGACGCUCCUUGUCGAGCAGUUUUGGAAGACCUGCUUCAUCUACAUCUCAACUAUGAGCUCAUAGAUAUGGCUUACUACUUACUUGAGGAUAAUUAUCUGACUGGUCAACAGUUGAAUCACAUGAAAGAAGAUAUGUAUCGAUUACUUUCGAAAUUACGUCCUAAUGCUGUAUCAUUAGUGGAUGCAUGGGACUAUUCGGACCAUGAACUUCGAUCGGUUCUUGGACGAAGAGAUGGGCACGUCUACGAGAAUCUGUACAAAUGGGCACAAGCUAGUGAAUUAAAUAGGACACAGGUCCCUUCAUCAUUUGAGAAAUAUUUGAAACCAAUGAUGGAAGAAGCCAGAAAAAUGAGUAAACUAUAA